Messenger RNA from Phyllopteryx taeniolatus (common seadragon), 4771 nucleotides. Its product is annotated as nuclear envelope pore membrane protein POM 121-like. NCBI's taxonomy places the organism in Eukaryota, Metazoa, Chordata, Actinopteri, Syngnathiformes, Syngnathidae. Gene Ontology annotation, molecular function: structural constituent of nuclear pore. Gene Ontology annotation, cellular component: nuclear pore. The transcript has 14 exons. Bases 1 to 3735 code for a protein of 1244 amino acids. The record is from RefSeq and is a predicted model, not a curated record. Gene Ontology annotation, biological process: protein import into nucleus; RNA export from nucleus.
AUGCAACAUCCUUUGCAACUAGAUCAUAAUCAAUACAUAUUUUCCACAAAUGAGUGUGAAUGUAAUACCACUAGCUUGCGUUUGCUGGCGCUGCUGUACCAAACGUCAAAGUCAACGACCCAGAUUUCCACGCAGAAGAAGCAAUUGCCAGUGAGAGAGCAGCAUGAUGGGCGCGCAGCCGCCAUGUCUCCGAGAGAGAAAAAUGUAGCUCUCCUUUUUGCAUUAGGCAUAGUAAGUCUCGCCUUUUAUUUUAUUCCCUCUUUUCUUUACAUUGUUGGGACUCUUGUGCUUUGUGGUGGCGUGUGCCUCCUGUGUCGCGGAACGCCGCUUCCCGCCAGAUUAGGCCUCAAUCCUCGGGCUGGAUUUAUCGCCCCAGCCGGCUACCUGCGCCGCUUUUGGGACUGGUGGGUGAGCGACGUGUCGGUGUUGUCGCGGAGGACGACGAAGCCCGACGUCGGCAGACGUGAGCCACGCGGGUCGUCGCUUGGAGCUUUCAGACAAAGGCCGACCGACGCUGCCAUCUAUCGAGAGGGACACAUAGCUAGCGACACGUUUCUUUUUAGCCCGGGGGACUUUCUCAUGGGAAGCUACAUUGGCAAGCCAGAAAGUCCCACCGGCGACUUUGGGAGGCCCAGGGUGGUCCGGAACCCCCGGGAGCAACUGCGGGAGAAGUUAUCCAGACCCAACCAUGCUGUCUGCACACCGAACCGGAGGCUGUCGUUUGCCGGGGAGCCGUCGGGCACAGUGGGACACUUCACCAUCACCCCCCAGCGGCAUUACCCCCUUCAGCAGCCAGGCGCCUCCUCUGUGGGGGUCCUGCCUCCCGUCAGGUGGGACGGCUUCAGGAAGAAGAGCAUCCUCACACCCCGGAAUUCAGCGGCGGUUCACAGUCCCGUCACUGUGAAGAUCGCCCGACCCGACCACACCAGCUCUAGUUUAGAGCACCUGAGUUGCGCGGCUGUGCCCAGGGCCCCUGCGGACCCCUGCUCCAGAGAGAGUGUCCUUAAGGUGUUGAAGGAAAGCCGCAAGCGAGAGGUUGAUGAUGCAGACAGAAGCUUCACCACUGAGCAGACAAGCAAGAGAAGGCGGAAUGACAGCGGAGGAAGUGCUCACUCGGCUUUUGGGCCCCUCUUGCCCAAUGGAGCCCCAUCACAACUAGUCCCUAAGCCAGGAAGCCUAAAACGAGGGAUGAUCUCAGUGGCAGAGGAGUCCACCUUCAAGAGGUCUCGCACCUCUUCCAUCAGCUCUGCCAGCGGUGUUCACGCCCCCGGAGGGACGCUGGGUUCAAAGAGAAACCCCAUCCAAAGCUCCUACAGCUCGACACUGGGCCUCAUGCAGUUUAAGAGGCCAUCUGCGCCGAGCUCUCCUAUGUCCAGCCCGGGUUCUUCCCGCUGUCAGACACCAGACGGCGCCGCUAAGAGACAGAGAGAGGAUGAUGGCCUUUCUCCCAGUUCGGCGUCCUCUGUGCGAUCAGAAAGGGCGGCGGCGGACAAAGCACCUGAUACAUCCAAACAGACUCCAGUCCCCAAGAUCACAGUCACAACCUCAAAAAACUCCGCCGGUAGCAGUGGGAAGAGAAAACGUAAGAUCCAGCUGGUGUCCACCAACCGGGACGACCUAAUCUCACUGCCUCCGCCACCUGAGUUGGGCUACACGAUCACUGUGAAAGAUCUGGAUGAAGAGAAAAAGGCCGCCAUCAACAAGAUCCAGAAGGUCCUGGAGACACCCGUUCCCGAACCCGAGAAGUCCACCCCUCCAUUGACCACUACCACGCCUGCUUCGUCUACCACCUUAGGCCCGAAGACCACCAGCACUGCCUCCAGCAGCCUCACCCUGAGCAGCCUCCUGGCUGCCCCUCUCCCUAAAACCUCCAGCACUGCCACCCCGGUCAUCAACCUGGAUCCUAAUCCAGCCCCCGCGGUUUCUAACCCGCUCCUGGAGGCUCUGAAGAUGAAGAGUCCUGUGAGCUCCGCCUCUGCUGCCAGCACCACCACAGUGUCUGCAUUGACCUCACUGGUACCACCCGGUGCCUUAAGCCCGAAGGCACCGACCACAACAGAUGCCCCGAAGCUGCCACCCGCCUCUCAGUCUCAGCCCCCUUCAACCAGCGUGAACAAGCCCUCUGCUUUCACUCAGGUCCUGGGCCAGGUUUCCAAGCCUGCCAGCAGUAUUCCAUCGCUACAAGCGACCGGCCUGUUUGGAAUCCCGAGCCAGAUCGGCAUUCCCGUCGCAUCCUCGGCUUCUAACCCCACACCGGUCACGACUGCGCCGCUCAGUCACUCCAACCCUCUGCUGGCCUCGGGGUUCAAACCCAUCUUUGCUGUCGCUACCACCGCCUCCACCCCGUCAACCAUUACAGCCCUGGAGAGUAAACCCCUUGUUCAAAACUUCAAGCCCAUUUUUGGAAGUAGCUCCACAGGGUCUAGCUUCACCCCGCCUCCUGACAAAAACUCAGCCGCAGCAUCCACGACGGUUUCUCGCGCCACCGGGGCCGGCUUUGCACCGCCACCCUACACACCCUCUACCGCAACAUCCGCGACAGUCUCUUUAAGUUCUUCGGUAUUCGGUGCCUCAACAAGCAGCUCCAUUACGCCGUCACUCUUCUCUGGAUUGACCUCCAUUGCAGCACCCACCACUGGCUCAACUGGCUCCACUACAACUACCAGCAGCAGCACAAACCCCGCAGCCCAGCCAGCUGUAAAAUCCAUCUUUGGAACCUGGUCGGCACCACCCUCAGCUAGCAAGAGUACCACCUCGGCGCCAGCUCUUACAACAGGGUUUCACUUUGGAGCCGUCGCCACCACAACCGCUCCACCCCCGGCCGCCAGCGCUACAACGGCCGCCACCCCCGCCACAACCUCCAAUAACGCCUUCACGUUUGGAACCUCACAGCCAACCCCUCAAGUCACCAGCCAGAAUACGUUUGCCUUUGGUCAGACCGCAGUCAGUCAGAACACAACCACAGCUUCAUUUGGAGGUUUUGCAAUGGCCGCCCCCGCACCCACAACCACCGCCGCCACCACUAAUGCUGCUGCUGCGACCCCGACCCAGUCCACCUUCACCUUCGGAAAGCCGCCAUUUCAAACCCUGCCACCCCAGUCGAACUUCAGCUCCACAGCCGGCGCCGCACCUAAGCCGUUUACCUUCGGAGGCAGCGUAGCUCCAGCUCCACCCGUGUCCAACCCCGCCCCGGCGCCUUUUAACUUUGGGGGAGCUGCCGCCGCUGUCACGGCCCCCUCCAGCUUUGUGACGCCAACCAAGCCGGCGUUUGGGGGCGGCUCGAGCGUAUUCGCUUUCGGAAGCACCACCGCGCCCUCGGCGGCGCCGGGCUUUGGCCAGGCCGCCCAGACCCAGAGCACCCCGUCCUUCUCGUUUGGUGGCGCCGCUCCCCAGCAGACCCCCUCGGGCCCUGCACCGCCAGCAUCCAGCGGGUUUAACUUUGGCGCCGGCAUUUCACAACCGCAGUUCGGAACACCUGUCACCAAUAAUCCCGCACCGCAGAUGGGAAGCUUCAGCUUUGGGGCUGCUGCCACAUCCACACCAUCUUUUGGUCAGAACACAGCUGCAGCCGCCGGUCCGAUUCCUUUUGGAAGUCCUAGUACGCCGGUCCAGGGCUUCAACGCUGUUCCUUUUGGUUCCCCAGCGACUCCUUCCUUCUCCAUCGGGGCAGGCUCAAAGCCAAGCGGGGCGCGGCAGAGACUACAAGCGCGGAGGCAACACAACAGGAAGAAGUAACCUCGCACUGCUGCAACGUUUGAGAAGACUUUCGAGUCACUGCUAAGGUUUACCAAUCCCCCCACCCACCAACAAGACCGCCACCAAAGUACUCUGCUUGCAGAGGAUGUAGAAAGCUGCCUGGACAACUUCCUGUCCUCAGGAGACAGGAUCCAUGUGUACGGGGGGGGGGCUAUUUGAGUACUUUUCUGAAAUCAUAUCAGCAUUGUUUUGGACACUUCCGUUGGGCGAAGUCUUAAGGAGAACGGAGACAAAACUUUUUUUUAUGCAGACUGAUUUGUAUGUUCGUCGACCUUCUCGCAAAGCUCAAAAAGACGGCGGGGACGCAAACAAAAGGAUACGCAACGAUGCCGUGUAAAUGUCAACCGGUUUGCAUUUUUUUAAAUUAUUUUUUCAACUCUGCUGCCUGCCUGUGUGCGUGACUUCCAUGUCUGUACAUAAAGGACAAUUAAGUAGAUGGGUUUGAUUGCUUCCCCAUAGUGGUUGUGUUGACUGCAAACAUUCCGAAAAGUCCUCCCAUGGAUGCAUUUUAUUUUAUUUUAUUUUUUUUUUUUUUUAAGACUGAUGAACAGUCCAGUCGAUUUCUAUACAGCCCGUGUACACCUUGCCACGCAAUGCUAAAAUCAUCCCAAAUCUGUUUUGAUUGUUGCAUCAUUUUAAAUUAAGUGCUAACCGGAGGAGUUCAUUAAAACUGAAGUGGUUCCCCACAACAAUAAGAUACAGAUAAACCAAAGCAGAUUGUUCAGCUUCACGCCAGUGACAAAAACAUUGAAUUAUUAUUAUUAUUUUUUUUUAUAAACUUACUUUGUGCCACACUACCUCUAAAUCGUCAUCCGCAACUGCUUGGAUGGUUUUUAUUCAUUUCAAGGCAAUCUCGACUACUGUUUUAGCGAUCAAUCAGAAUAAUAGUUUGUAGGACAAAGGGUGUCACCAUCAUUUGUCAGAGCUAUUUAUGACAUUUACAUGUGCAGCUCCCAGUGAUUAUUGUUGAUUUAAUAAAAAUGGUUGGAUGGAUGUUCCAGUUCAGAACCCAUUA